Molecule: messenger RNA, 2288 nt
Organism: Cinara cedri
Lineage: Eukaryota; Metazoa; Arthropoda; Insecta; Hemiptera; Aphididae
Source: the annotation of a GenBank genome assembly
GUAUAGUUGUCGGUUGAUAACAGUAUCGACAAUAACAACAUCGUGCCGAUAACGCGCCGACGAUUUUCGUUUCGUUUCGUCUAAAUAUUGUGCGACGACGAAUUUCGGUAUCGCGCUCGCAUUCCUUGCUACGAUGUUUGCGAAAUCGUUUUGCACGUCGAACGUGUCGUGGUGCCGGAGGAUUUAUCUGUACAAUCGAUUUUUCAGGGUCGACGAGAGGGUCGCGGCGAAACGGUCGUAUUGCACCGUUGAAAAACCUACGUGCAACGUCGGUGAGUUCCGAAAAAUGACCCGGUACAGCCCUAACGGUGUAAGUAUAAAUGGUCCGCAAUAAUGAUGCGUUUAAUAUUGCGCAGGUACAAUUGGACACGUGGACCACGGCAAGACAACGCUGACGGCGGCCAUCACGAAGGUGCUGGAAAAGGACGGCCUGUCGCGGUUCGUGAAGUACGACGAGAUCGACAAAGCCCCCGAGGAGAAGGCCCGGGGCAUCACGAUUAACAUAGCGCACGUCGGAUACGAAACGGUCGCGCGGAAGUACGCGCACGUCGAUUGUCCGGGGCACGCGGACUUCGUGAAAAACAUGAUCGUCGGGGCGUCGCAGAUGGACGGCGCCAUACUGGUGGUGGCCGCCACGGACGGUUCGAUGCCGCAGACCCGCGAACACCUGCUGUUGAUCAAACAAGCGAGUACUUACCUAUAUAGUUGAAUUGUUAUUUUGUUAAAAAAAAAAAAAAAACAAAUCCCCGCCGGUCACGUUGACACGCGUACUUACCCGACUGUCGUCCCGCCUACAGGUCGGCGUCCAGCACAUCGUGGUGUUCAUCAAUAAGGCCGACGUGGUGGACAACGAUGUCAUCGAACUCGUCGAGCUCGAGAUACGCGAGUUGCUGACGGAUUUCGGUUUCAGCGGCCACGAGAUCCCGUGCGUCGUCGGUUCGGCCCUGCUCGCGCUGAAAGGAGACACGUCCGCGUACGGCGAACAGGCCGUACGUAAGCUUUUAGACGCCGUGGACGACUCCAUACCUACUCCGCUGCGAGACACCACUUCGCCGUUUUUGUUGCCCAUCGACAAUUGUUUGCUUGUGCCCGGCCGAGGCACAGUCGUGAUUGGCACGUUGAAAAGGGGAACGGUGUGUCGAAAUGAUAAAGUCGAAUUGUUGGGGUUCGACGAAAAAAUCGAGACGAGCGUUAGCGAUAUUCAGGUGUUCAAACAAUCCGUGCCCAGCGCAAAAGCCGGAGAAAAUGUCGGCAUACUAAUUAGGGGCAUAAAGUCCAAAGUGGUACGUAAAGGGAUGAUAUUGUGCCCGACCAACACUCUAAAACUGAACAACUGUUUCAAAGCGACCGUUUACCUUCUAACGCGGUCCGAGGGCGGACGGUCAAAACCAAUCACGUCAAAUUAUCAGCAACAAUUGUUCAGCCAUACGUGGAACAUUGUUUGCAGGUUAACUACAUAUUUUAUAUUAAUUGUUUAACUGUAUAUUAGUAUACAGAUUAUGUUCUUAAUGCACAUAAUUUUUUUUUUUAGAAUUGAUAUCGAUACAGAGGCAUCCAUGAUAAUGCCUGGUGAACACGGCGAUAUCCAAAUUACUCUGCUGAACAAAAUGAUUAUGUCCAUCGGACAACCAUUUACAAUACGUGAAAACGGGAAAACAGUGGCCACCGGUCUUAUUACUGAUAUUUUGCCGAACAUUAAUGUACCUAAAAAUAAUUUAAGUAAAAUAGAAAUUUCCAAAAUUAAUCAAUAAUAAGUGUUAAAAAACUGUGCGCGUAUUUUUGUUUGUUAAUAUGUUAUUAAUAUAUUUUGAUUUUUGUUUUUAAAUUUUAUGUUUUCAUAAAUAAAAUUAAAAAUUACUAUUGCCAAUGAAAAUAUACUCCAUAAAGAUGUUAACAUUAUUAUUGUCAAUUAGAUAUUAAUAAAUUAAUAACGCAUAAGAAGUUAGAUUCAUACAAUUUAAUAGUCCGCUCGUAUUGUAGAUAAUUAGAUACUAUAAUGUAAUGGGUUAUAUUUUGUUUAAAAUUUAAAAUUAUAUAUUUAUAUAUAUACAUAUUUUUUUUUUUUUAUUUCAUUCUAUAAUGUCGAAAAACAAAUAUAUAGAAAAUUGUAAUUUUAAAAUUAAAAUUAUAACCGGGAGGGCCAGAGGAUCAGACACUGAUAUUUCAAUAAAAUGUUGUCCAAAAAAGAGGCAUCUAUUAAUAGAGAUACCUUUUAAAUACAUAUUAUUUUUCAGUACCCCUUUCAGAAAAAUAUUGAAAAUCUGCGACUGAUAGUAAUGUAUUUAAAC